This is a messenger RNA of Oryzias melastigma (Indian medaka), 2208 nucleotides long. It is a transcript of the gene srp68, whose product is annotated as signal recognition particle 68. Gene Ontology annotation, molecular function: 7S RNA binding; endoplasmic reticulum signal sequence receptor activity; signal recognition particle binding. Gene Ontology annotation, cellular component: signal recognition particle, endoplasmic reticulum targeting. Gene Ontology annotation, biological process: SRP-dependent cotranslational protein targeting to membrane. The transcript is spliced from 16 exons. The record is from RefSeq and is a predicted model, not a curated record. NCBI's taxonomy places the organism in Eukaryota, Metazoa, Chordata, Actinopteri, Beloniformes, Adrianichthyidae. The coding region runs from base 71 to 1849 and encodes 592 amino acids.
CCUACCUCCUGCUCCUAUUGGUCCGCUCCUCCCGAGCAUGUGUGUGACUCUCCACCGUUAGCCCGUAGAGAUGGCCGCAGACAAACCAAACGAGGCUAAAGUUUCUCUUGGGGAUGAAAAUAAGGAAAAUCUCCCGGAUGGCGGACUCGGUCUUGAGAUCUUGCAAAUCAUUAAGGAGUCCCAGCAGCAGCAUGGCCUCAGACAUGGAGACUACCAGAGAUACAGGGGUUACUGCUCCCGCAGACUCCGUCGGCUACGCAAGACUCUUGGAUUCAAGAUGGGAAACCGGCACAAGUUUGUUGGGAAGAAAAUCACAGAGGAAAUGCUGACUGACAGCAGAUAUCUGCUGCUGGUUCUGAUGGAGGCAGAGCGUGCGUGGAGCUACGCCAUGCAGCUGAAACAGGAGGCCAACACAGAACCGCGGAAACGCUUCCACCUGCUGGCACGCCUCCGGAAGGCCGCCAAGCACAGCGAGAGGCUGGAGAAGCUCUGCGAGAGUCAUCGUGUGGACGCGAAAACCAAACUGGAGGCUCAGGCCUACACUGCGUACCUGUCUGGGAUGGUGGAGUUUGAGCUGCAGGAGUGGAAGCGCGCCAUGGAAGCCUUCAACAAGUGCAAAACCAUCUAUGAGAAACUGGCCAGUGCUUUCACCGAGGAGAUGGCGGCUUUGUACCGUCAGCGCGUGGACGAGAUCUCCCCCAACAUCCGCUACUGUGCUUACAACAUCGGAGACCAGAAUGCAAUAAACGACCUGAUGCAGAUGAGGCUGACGGGCGGAGGUGGAGGCAUGAUGGCGGAGAAACUGGAGGCCCUGAUCACUCAGGCAAGAACCAAGCAGGCUGCUACCAUGAGCGAGGUGGAGUGGCGAGGGCGGAGCGUCCCCGUGAAGGUCGACAAGGCUCGCAUUUUCCUGUUGGGACUGGCAGACAAUGAGGCCGCCAUCGCCCAGGCGGCGAACGAGGAGACCAAAGAGCACCUCUAUGAGACGCUGCUGGCCGAAUGCAGAGACACCAUCCAGGCUGUGAGAGAGGAGCUGAAGACUGAAGUGAAACUGCGAGAAAGGAGCUCAGACAACGAUGGAGGGAAAGUUUCCAACCUUCAGUUCCUGCACAGCUACCUGACCUACAUCAAGCUGUGUACGCUGGUGAAGAGGAACGAGAGCAUGGCUCACACCCUGCAGGUCCAGCUGAAGGAGACCGGGGCCGACGAGAGCAAGAGGGGCCCCCGACCUCAGGACCUGAUCCGCCUCUACGACAUCAUCCUGCAGAGUCUGGCUGAACUGUCCACUCUGCCGGGUUUGGAGGAUGACCACGUCUUCCAGAAGGAGGUGUCCCUCAAGACGCUGGUCUACAAAGCUUACAGGUGUUUCUUUAUAGCUCAGUCUUAUGUGCUGGUGAAGAAGUGGAGUGAGGCGCUGGUUCUGUAUGAGAGGGUGCUGAAGUACGCCAAGGAGGUCCAGUCCAAAGCCAAGAGUCUUAGCAGCAGCCUCAAGGACCUGCCUGAUGUCCAGGAGCUCAUCGCUGAGGUCAACGCCGAGAAAUAUUCACUUCAAGCUGCCGCCAUUCUGGACAAAGACGAGACGGCAGAGGUUACCGCUCCUCAUCAGCUGAAAGACAACACGCCGCUCUGUGAGCAUCUGGAAACUUUCCGCAUCGACUCGGCUCUGGUCGGAAAGCAUCCCAACCUGGUCCCCUUCCCGCCGGACUUCCAGCCAAUCCCCUGCAAGCCUCUGUUCUUUGACCUGGCUCUCAACCACGUGACUUUCCCGCCGCUGGACGACAAGGUGGAGCAGAAGGGCAAGGGCGGCCUGACCGGCUACAUCAAGGGCAUCUUCGGCUUCGGUAGCUAAGCUGAAGAAAACCGCCAGACCAAGAUUCAGAUCUCGUCACCAAACGCCGGACCGGGUUCAGAGAAAUCAUGUCCAGUCGUCUGCUUGUUUUUCUUGGAUGAAUUUAAGGAAGAAAACAACCCAGAUGAUCCUCCUUUCUUUAAUACCGGCAGAGCAAACGGGUUAAAACGGUCUUUAGUUUCAUCUAACCCCUGAAUAAUUACCCUAAAAAAUUGACGUUUUUGUUUUGCUUCUUUCAUAAAUGCUUUCCUGUAGUAAGUUUUUCUGAUGAAGUUUUCUUUAAAAUUGAGUUUUCUCAAUUUUUCUGCUCUGUAAAUGUCGACAUUUGUCUGCAUUAAACUUCAAAUUCUGUCUGCUUA